GCAGAAAAAGGAAGAGCACCAGAAGCAAGAGGAAGAAAUAUUCCUACUUCCUACCACCUAUUGGAUCUCUCUGAUCUACUACUGUUCUUCCCUUCCCUUCGUGAAUUCAAAUCCCAUCUGAGACCUUGAACUGGUCAGAUUCGGCUUGUUUGAUUUCUGGGUCUGCUCGUUUCAGAUCUGAAUUGCCGCAGCCAGCCUCGAAUUCGGCUUCUGCAAUCUGGGCUAUGCGCAUUCACUGAAUUCAGUCAGUUUCAAGAAUUUUUGUGUUUGGUUGAAGGCGGUUGGCGUCGAAUCGAAGUGUUUGGGGGCAAAGUUUGUGGCUUUGGUUACAAUUUGGUUCAGUAAGUCGGGAAUUGAAGAUUUGCGGUGCCUUUCUUCGGCUAGCGAAUUGAGGAAUUAGAGCCUGUUGGAGCUGCUGAUUAGCUACCGGCACAUGGAUCGUGAAGGGUCCUUGGUCGGAAGUUGAUUCAGUCUAUCGCCUUGCCAUUUAACAGGGAUUAUUCCAUAGUUGUCAGGAAUAGUCGAGUUUUUCAGGUAAUCUUUGUUUAUCCAAUUAGGGAACCAAUCCAUACUAUAACUUCCUCCAGAGGGUCUUCCCUGAAUUGGAAAGACAGAGACGUCCGCAGCCAUGUUCUAUGGAGCAGUGGUUUGGGACCCUUGGCUUAUUGUUGCCCAGAUUGUUACCCUUCAGUGCCUAUACUAUCUCACCCUUGGAAUGUUUUUGUCACUUCUUGUUGGGACUCGUGUUUCUCGAAUGAGUCUCGUGUAUUUCUUCGACUUUGCCACUGUUAGUGUUGCUACGGUAACCGGCUGGUGUGUAAUUGCCUCGUGUAUGCUCGCAGCUCUUGUGGGAGCUGUGUUCAUGCUUUACUUGAUUGAGAGGGCAAAGAAAUGUCCGGACUUUUCAGCCACUCUCUAUAUCAUUCAUCUCCUAUUGUGCAUCCUGUAUGGAGGUUUUCCUUCCUCUAUGACAUGGUGGGUCGUGAACGGUACUGGACUUGCUGUAAUGGCCCUGCUGGGUGAAUAUCUCUGCAUCAGACGCGAACUUCGGGAAAUUCCAAUAACACGGUACCGUUCAAAUGUUUGACUUCUAGGAAAUCAGCGAAAGUCACGCUGUCGCCUCACUUAUUCCGUUUGUACUGGAGCUUCUAUGUGCAGUCUCGCAGUACCAAAUUUCAUGCAAAAGCUGCUUCCAGUUGUGAGUUAUACUAUCUACAGGGAUUGAAUGGCAGAAAAACGAUGGUAUCCGGGAAUCAUAAUCUGCCAAUAGGGUUAGAAAAAUUAGUGCAUUGGUCAAGUGCUUCACGGUACUUUCUGUAUGUGAACCAUGGGUGAUUCUGGGGAGGGCAAUGAUGCUUUAGGAAGUAGGGUCUCUAUUAUUUGGAUGAGAUGUGAACUGAGUUUAUUUUGCUGCUAUGCAAUUCAAAUGUAGUAAAUUCGAGAUUCAAGUCUGGCCCUAUCUGAUUCAGUGAUGUAAUCACAUGCUUGUUGAUUGAAGUCGGCUGUACUCUUAUCUUU
Punica granatum (pomegranate) is the source of this 1518-nucleotide messenger RNA. The record is from RefSeq and is a predicted model, not a curated record. NCBI's taxonomy places the organism in Eukaryota, Viridiplantae, Streptophyta, Magnoliopsida, Myrtales, Lythraceae.